Messenger RNA from Lingula anatina, 406 nucleotides. Its product is annotated as gamma-aminobutyric acid receptor subunit beta-1-like. Gene Ontology annotation, cellular component: membrane. The record is from RefSeq and is a predicted model, not a curated record. NCBI's taxonomy places the organism in Eukaryota, Metazoa, Brachiopoda, Lingulata, Lingulida, Lingulidae. Gene Ontology annotation, biological process: monoatomic ion transmembrane transport. Gene Ontology annotation, molecular function: extracellular ligand-gated monoatomic ion channel activity; transmembrane signaling receptor activity.
CCAAACAUGGCGCAUAGAAACAAACACUCGCAUCUUAUUUGAGUAGGUAAAUGGCGUUAUGGAUCAAACAGAGCGCAUAGAUGAAGUUUGUGGUCGCUUAGAAAGGAUAGAAAAGUUACUAGAAGAUAUUCAAAGUAACACCAAAUCUACACCUCAGGAAGAAGUAUUCCAUUUUUCGCGAGAAGAUGUUGGUGGUGAAAAGGUAAAAGUAGGCAUCAGGGUCAUCAUCAUUGCCGUGGGUGACAUAGACAAUGUGAAACAGGAAUUUACAGUGGACAUAUAUAUGAGAGCAAUAUGGAAAGAACCUACACUAAAAGGAAAGAAGCAGGAGGAGGUGGACUGGUCACAAGCCUGGGACCCAAGGAUAACUUUACUGAAUGAGGNUCUUUAUAAAGAAAAAAUAUGA